UAACAGAGGUCGUAAUGGAGUCUCUGGUCCGACACAAUUUCCACCAGGACUGCGAGGCCGGGCUCAAUCGCUUGGUGAACCUGAAACACCACAGCUCCUAUGUGUACCUGUCCCUGUCCUCCUAUUUUAACCGUGACGACGUUGCCCUGGCCAACUUUGCCAAAUACUUCCGGGAACGUUCUGAAGAGGAAAAGGAGCACGCGGAGAAACUUAUCAAGUACCAGAAUGAGAGGGGCGGCCGGCUUUACCUGCAGAAUGUAGACAAACCAGAGCGAGACGACUGGACCAGUGGCUUGGAGGCCCUCCAGGUAGCCCUGAAACUGGAGAAGCAUGUCAAUCAAGCGCUGCUGGAUCUGCACGGUGUCGCUGGAAGCAAGAAUGACCCUCAUAUGUGCGAUUUCCUGGAAUCUCCGUUUCUAUCCGAGAGCACCGAGGUGAUCAAGAAACUUGGAGACCACGUCACCAGCCUGAGAAAGCUCUGUGGGAGCCAGCCGGGAAUGGGAGAGUAUCUCUUCGAUAAGCACACGCUCAAAUGAAUGCCGUAUUGCUACAAACCGCUACCUCAACUUGCGUGGGAACAAAUCCAACUGGAGACGCAUAGAAGAUGUUGCGUUUUGUUGUUUUUUUUUAAAAAAAUAAGCAUUCCAACUUUCUAAGAGAUUGAAAAAAUGUGUUCUUUUUCAAUAAAAUGUGCCAUGUGACCUA
This is a messenger RNA of Xenopus laevis (African clawed frog), 705 nucleotides long. RefSeq names its product Ferritin, lower subunit (Ferritin L) L homeolog. Gene Ontology annotation, cellular component: cytoplasm. Gene Ontology annotation, biological process: intracellular iron ion homeostasis; iron ion transport. Gene Ontology annotation, molecular function: ferrous iron binding; ferric iron binding; ferroxidase activity. Lineage: Eukaryota; Metazoa; Chordata; Amphibia; Anura; Pipidae. The record is from RefSeq and is marked provisional.